Messenger RNA from Ilyonectria robusta, 791 nucleotides. RefSeq lists its product as uncharacterized. NCBI's taxonomy places the organism in Eukaryota, Fungi, Ascomycota, Sordariomycetes, Hypocreales, Nectriaceae. Bases 315 to 779 code for a protein of 154 amino acids. The record is from RefSeq and is a predicted model, not a curated record. The transcript has 2 exons.
CUUAUUACGACGGUCACUUGACGUUUCUUGUGUUUUCGUCAAUGGAUGUGACAAGAAACGCCUUGCCUGAAAAACGCCUGCCCGAAAAACACCAAGCAAAUGAAACCAUAAUGUCAACCGCCCAAUAGACCCCCGAUGAUGUGACUGUAGUCGAGGCCCUCCAUACUCCCCCGCCCGGCGGUGAUGUACACGACCCUCGCAUCCGAGCUGGUAUACAACAUGGCGUCCAAUUUUAGACCCGCGGCGGCAAAAUCCGGCUUCGAGAAUCUCGCGAUGAAGGGCAGAGAACUGCCUGAUCCUAUUGAUUAGGGGCCAUGUACGGUGAUGGGCCGUCUGUUUGCCCUGACGCGCCUCCGAUUGCACUUCUGAUGUCAGUCCCACCUUCCUUCGGUUCCUGCCCAGCUGUAGGAGUGGUUUCGCGGCUCCUCACGAUCAUCUCUUGCAAUGCGGUAUCGACCUUGGCCAUCACAUUCCUGAGUAUCCGGAUAUUCGCAAGAGUCGUAUCCCGAUCCUUACUGUAUAGGUCUUGUACUGUUUCUUCCAGUCCUCGGAUACUGGCAAGAGUGGCGUCCCGUUCUGUCUUGUAUAAUUCUUGCACGUAUGCGUCGAGUUUUGCCUCGGCGUUGUUGAUGAUCUCGAUAUUGACACGGAUGGCUUUGGAGAGAUUGUCUGGUUCGCGCAGCGAAGCUCGGGUUCCAUGGAAUCAUAUACCUAGGGGAGGUGAGAAAGGCGGUCGGGAGUGGCAGAUAAUGGCCACUCCUACCAAAAACAACAAAUGACAGCGACCGACU